AAUUCACUCAACGCCGUCGUCUUUAUGACCCAGGGAUUCAAAGAUGGCACCAACAUCUCCAUGAUGGCCAUCACGUUUUGGGACCUGGUCAAAUGUUUGACCGGACUCGUCCACCGCAUGUUCGGCCCCAUCAGUCUGGCCGCCCCUGGUCUGGCGACGUCUUGGCGAAACAUCACGUUCCCUUACGUGGAGUACACGCCCGUGUUUGCCAGUUACGUAUCGUACGCGCUGGCGACUUACGUCUCCGUGGAGAGGUGUCUCUGCGUCAGCAAACCGUUCACCGUCAAAUCGAUGUUCACCCCUAAGUUUACAAUCACCAUGGUGACCCUCAUCUCGUGCGUCGUUUUCGGGGCCUACCUGGUGAUGUACUUUGUGUACGAGAUCGCCUACCAGUUCAGCCCGUAUCUUAACGAGACUGUCGCCUUUUACAGAUACAACGCUUUCUACUACAAUAACGAGUUCAUCGUAAUGCUGUACUACAAAUGCGUCGCCAUUAUUCUGCCUUUCUCAAGCUUCGCCAUCCUAUGUCUCUGCUCUCUAACAACGCUGUAUUUCUUGAGGCAGUCGUCCAGGUUCUUGGCGGGUCGCGAACACAGCUCCAAAGUCGCGCCUGCAAGAUUCGCUUCCGGGAUUUCCCAGAGGGAGAAGCAAGUCGCCAAGAUGCUUCUGGCGGUGGUCAUUGUCAACAUCGGGAACCUGUUCCCUAGGAUCGUCUUCUACGUUGGUCAGUUAGUGGAACCGGAGUUCUACGUUCUCAGGAGGUACCACAACUUUUUCAUGACGGUCGCCAAGUUCCUCUUUAUACUGGAUUUUACAAACGCUUCGGUGAAUUUUUUUAUAUUCUUCUCGUUGAGCUCCGCUUUCAAGGCCACUUUUUAUUCCACUUUCGGCUCAUCUAAAUAUGCUGUUUGUAAGAAAUAA
Molecule: messenger RNA, 921 nt
Organism: Lymnaea stagnalis (great pond snail)
Lineage: Eukaryota; Metazoa; Mollusca; Gastropoda; Lymnaeidae
Source: the annotation of a GenBank genome assembly